AUAUUGGAACACCCCUUAAGAUGGCUGUGGGUAUGUGCUGAGGGGAAGUGAAAGAGAUGUUGAACCACUAAUGUAACGCAGCGCCAGGCUCAUGAGAAAAGGGAGGAAACCCUGAAAGUGAAAGAGUUCAGUCAGUUGAGACUCCAUUUUGAGUGGAGAGAACAGAGCAGGAGGAGGACACUGAAGGCUGAGGCAGGACUGACUUCAGAUCAGAAGAUGAGUGGUUUGGAGGAAGAGGAGGACGGAGCAGAGUCUGUAGUAUCUGGCUGUCAGUCUAUGAAGAGUGACCGGUCCAAAGGUCUUCCUCUAAACUUCAGUAAUGAACCUGGACCCUCAGACACAAAAGUUCAGGACAACAGACAGAGAGCAGAGUCUGUAGUAUCUGGCUGUCUGUCUAUGAAGAGUGACCGGUCCAAAGAUUAUCCUCCAGACUUCAGUAAUGAACCUGGACCCUCAGACACAAAAGAGAGGAAGAGGAGUGAUGUUUGUGAGGAGGAGCAGCCGUCCAGAUCCAGAACCAGAGCUGGACUGCAGACAGCCAAUCAGGGCAGCUCUGAACAAAUGAAUGUUGGUCGUCAGAAACAUAAGAUCAGGCUGAAGGGGACAUUUGAACGUGUGACUGAAGGAGAUGAAACAGGAAGUAGAACCCUCCUCAACAGGAUCUACACUGUCCUCUACCUCAUAGAGGGACAGAGUGAAGAGGUUAAUACCCAACAUGAGGUGAGGCAGCUCGAGACAGCUUCCAAGAAGAAGACCCUCCAUGACUCUCCAAUCAAGUGCUGUGACAUCUUUAAAGCCUUACCUGGCCAACAGAAACACAUCAGAGUCGUUCUGACGAGCGGCGUCGCUGGCGUUGGAAAAACCUUCUCAGUGCAGAAGUUCUGUCUGGACUGGGCCGAGGGUUUGGAGAACCAAGAUAUCAGUCUGGUGAUUCCUCUUUCCUUCAGGGAGCUGAACUUGAUCAAAGAUGAGCAGUACAGUCUUCUGGAGCUGCUCCGUGUUUUCCAUCCAACAUUACAGGAGGUCCCAGCAGAGCAGCUCGCUGGCUCUAAACUUCUCUUCAUCUUUGACGGCCUGGAUGAAAGCAGACUUUCACUGGAUUUCAACAACAAGGAGGCUGUUUCUGAUGUCACACAGAAGUCAUCGGUCAACGUGCUGUUGACAAACCUCAUCCAGGGGAAGCUGCUUCCCUCGGCUCUCGUCUGGAUAACGUCCCGACCUGCAGCAGCCAAUCAGAUCCCUCCUAAGUGUGUUGACAGGGUAACAGAAGUACAAGGCUUUGCUGAUGCCCAGAAGGAGGAGUACUUCAGGAAGAGAGUCAGUGAUGAAGAUCUGUCCAGCAGAAUCAUCUCCCACAUCAAGAGCUCCAGGAGCCUCCACAUCAUGUGUCUGAUCCCAGUCUUCUGCUGGAUCACUGCUACAGUUCUGGACCACAUGUUGACUACAGACCAGAGAGGAGAGUUGCCCAAGACCCUGACUGACAUGUACUCACACUUCCUGCUGGUUCAAACAAAAAGGAAGAAGCUCAAGUAUGCUGAGGGACAUGAGACGAGUCCACAGGAGCUGACGGAGGCUGACGGGGAAGUUCUUCUGAAGCUGGGGAGGCUGGCGUUUGAAGAGCUGGAGAAAGGAAACAUCAUGUUCUACCAAGAAGACCUGGAGCGCUGUGGUCUGGAUGUCACAGAGGCCUCGCUGUACUCAGGAGUUUGUUCAGAGAUCUUCAAAAGAGAGAGUGUGAUCUUCCAGAAAACAGUCUACUGCUUCGUUCAUCUGAGCGUUCAGGAGUUUCUGGCUGCAGUCUACCUGUUCCACUGUUACACCAACAGGAACACUCAGGUACUGGAGGACUUCCUGGGAGAAUACUACUUUAGUUCAUCCCUGGAUGACUUCCUGGAGACAGCCAUGGUGAAAUCCCUUGGAAGUAAAAAUGGCCACCUGGACCUGUUUGUCCGCUUCCUUCAUGGCCUCUCUCUGGAGUCCAACCAGAGACUCUUAGGAGGCCUGCUGGGUCAGACAGACAACAGUCCACAAAUCAUCCAGAGAGCCAUCGACAACCUGAAGAAGAUGAACAGGUAUGAUAUCUCUUCUGACAGAAGCAUCAACAUCUUCCACUGUCUGACGGAGAUGAACGACCACUCAGUCCAUCAGGAGAUCCAAGAGUUCCUGAAGUCAGAGAACAGAUCAGAGAAGGAACUCUCUGAGAUCCACUGCUCAGCUCUGGCCUACAUGCUGCAGAUGUCAGAGGAGGUUCUGGAUGAGUUGGACCUGGAGAAGUACAACACAACAGAGGAGGGACGACGGAGACUGAUUCCAGCUGUGAGGAACUGCAGAAAGGCUCGACUGAGUGGCUGUAACCUGUCAGAGAAAAGCUGUGAAGCUCUGUCCUCAGUUCUCAGCUCCCAGUCCUCUAGUCUGAGAGAGUUGGACCUGAGCAACAACAACCUGCAGGAUUCAGGAGGGAAGCUGAUCUCUGAUGGACUGAAGAGUCCACACUGCACACUGGAGACUCUCAGUCUGUCAGGCUGUCUGAUCUCAGAGGAAGGCUGUUCUUCUCUGGUCUCAGCUCUGAGCUCCAACCCCUCCCAUCUGAGAGAGUUGGACCUGAGCUACAAUCAUCCAGGAGACUCAGGAGUGAAGCUACUGUCAGCGGGACUGAAGGAUCCUCUCUGGAAACUGGACACUCUCAGGGUGGAGCCUGCUGGAGUCAGAUAUUUGACACCAGGUCUGAGGAAGUAUUCCUGUGAACUCACACUGGACACAAACACAGUGAACAGAAAACUCAAACUGUCUGACAACAACAGGAAGGUGACAUUAGUGGAGGAGGAUCAGCCAUAUCCUGAUCAUCCAGAGAGGUUUGACUACUGGUAUCAGCUGCUGUGUAGAGAUGGUCUGACUGGUCGCUGUUACUGGGAGGUUGAGAGGAGAGGAGAUGUUGAUAUAUCAGUGAGUUACAGAGGAAUCAGGAGGAGAGGAUACAGUGUUGACUGUUUGUUUGGAUAUAAUUAUCAGUCCUGGAGUCUGAUCUGCUCUGAUGAUGGUUACUCUGUCUGUCACAAUAACAUCAGAACAUCCAUCUCCUCCUCCUCUGUCUCUAACAGAGUAGCAGUGUAUGUGGACUGUCCUGCUGGCUCUCUGUCCUUCUACUCAGUCUCCUCUGACUCACUGAUCCUCCUCCACACCUUCAACACCACAUUCACUCAGACUCUCUAUCCUGGGUUUGGGUUCAGGAUCUGGUCUCCUGGUUCCUCAGUGUCUCUGAGUCCUCUGGAGGACGGAGAGUCUCCUCCUGUCAGAGAACCAGACAGUUGAGAGACAAGA
This is a messenger RNA of Sander lucioperca (pikeperch), 3318 nucleotides long. Its product is annotated as NLR family CARD domain-containing protein 3-like. Lineage: Eukaryota; Metazoa; Chordata; Actinopteri; Perciformes; Percidae. Gene Ontology annotation, molecular function: protein binding. Bases 217 to 3309 code for a protein of 1030 amino acids. The transcript has 9 exons. The record is from RefSeq and is a predicted model, not a curated record.